Venustampulla echinocandica is the source of this 375-nucleotide messenger RNA. RefSeq lists its product as uncharacterized. NCBI's taxonomy places the organism in Eukaryota, Fungi, Ascomycota, Leotiomycetes, Helotiales, Pleuroascaceae. The record is from RefSeq and is a predicted model, not a curated record. Bases 1 to 375 code for a protein of 124 amino acids. The transcript has a single exon.
AUGCAGGCCGAUACGAAUAUUGCCGCCAAGAUUGAGCUGCCCGGCCGGGACGAUCCAAAGGCUGAUAUCCUCCGCCUCGUGUAUAACUGGCUAUGGGACGAGCGGAACAGUCGAUGGCUUAUAAUACUUGACAACGCUGAUGACGACCGGGUCUUCUCCUCUACAAGCACGGACUCGGAUGGUGCCGCGCAUGGAGCGGAGGCUCCUCGUGAGGCGCCGCCCUUAGAGAGCUUACUUCCGCAAGUCUUCGAACGGAUGGAUACUGGUCACUUUACGAGACCUGGUUGCAGCAGUAAACCUCGUAGGGACGAGGCUCAAUGUUUUUCAAGUGGAGCCGAUGGCGGAGGAAGAUGCGCUGAUGCUGCUGAAGACUAG